AAACUUCAUUAUUUCUCAUCUAAAAGUAUUAAAUUUCCUGAAUAAUGAAAUACAUACAGGCGACACCAGCGUUUUUGUAUCAAUGGUACUCGUAUUUUACAAGGGUUAUUUACAUGUACGAAUGUAGUGAAUGUAGUAUUUCAAUAUUCCAAUGUGAAUAAUCAUGUUCAGUACUUGCUAAAUUAUUAUACUCAAGUACGGCUUUAAUUUUUUAUUAAAUCUAUAAAAUAUAAUUGCAUAUUUUAUUAUAAUUGAUUUUAUAAUAAAAGCAUCAUGAUAGAAUAAAAUUUUGCUGUAUUUUUGUAUCAUAUACAAUUACAUGUACAUGUAUUAUGCAAUUUACCAAAUUGUUCAGCAAAGGUACCACAAUAUGUAUUUUCCCACUCAGAUCACAAGAUAUACGUCUUAUCUUCAUAAACCUGUAGUAACGUCGGUGAUAUAUUUAUGUGGGGACAUGUUAUUGAUAAGACUUUAUGUGCAGGACAACAAUGCUUGUCAACGCGAUUUUUUCGGUUAUUUCAGUUUUACCAUAUGUAACUGGAAGUGACGCACCUUGUCACAAUAUCGGUGGCGCAUGUCAAGAUGACCACCUGCAUUGUACAGGAAGUUACGUAACUGGAUUGUGUUCAGGAGAUACCCAUCGUCGAUGUUGCACACCAACCAUCGACAUCGGAGGUUGCAGUGAUGUAAAGAUUUACUCUCGUGAUAGCUGGGGGGCUCGACCUCCAAAAUCCUUUACAACGUUUCAUACUCCGGCCAGACUAUUCUUUAUUCACCAUACCGCAGGGCAUGGGUGUCAUGACUUCAACAGCUGUGCACAGACUCUAAGAGGAAUUCAAAACUAUCAUAUGGACACGAGAGGCUGGAGUGAUAUCGGGUAUAGCUUUUUGGUUGGUCAGGACGGCAAUAUUUACGAGGGCCGUGGCUGGCAUCACGUGGGUGCGCACACGCAGGGAUAUAACAGCAGAGGAUUCGCCGCCUCAUUCAUGGGAAACUACAUGACUCAUUUACCGAACGCAGCAUCUCUUAAUGCGGUAAAACGCCUGAUCGAAUGUGGUAUUCAGAAAGGAUUCAUCGCCCAUGAUUACCAUCUUUAUGGACAUCGUGACGUAGGUAGCACGGAGUGCCCCGGGGACCUUCUGUAUCAGGAGAUUCAGUCCUGGCCCCACUACAGUCAUACACACCCAUAGAGGGAAUAAAUAAUGACAAAAAUUA
Ostrea edulis (European flat oyster) is the source of this 1215-nucleotide messenger RNA. Its product is annotated as peptidoglycan-recognition protein SC2-like. Lineage: Eukaryota; Metazoa; Mollusca; Bivalvia; Ostreida; Ostreidae. The record is from RefSeq and is a predicted model, not a curated record. The transcript is spliced from 4 exons. The coding region runs from base 474 to 1190 and encodes 238 amino acids. Gene Ontology annotation, molecular function: N-acetylmuramoyl-L-alanine amidase activity; zinc ion binding. Gene Ontology annotation, biological process: peptidoglycan catabolic process.